UAUCCAACUCAGCAGCUCGUCAGUCACGCCGGGAGUACAAGAUGGUGUGCAAGAAGUGUGAAAAGAAAACUUCUACCCUCGCAGCUCCAGAUCCAUUUCAACCUUCUUCAUCGACACGUAAAAUCGGCGAGAACAAGUUGCUCACGGCUAGAGCGAGGGCAUCUCCGUAUGCCAAACCCGGAGGAGCAGGUGCUGGCAUAUCGAAAGGCAAGAUCAAUACGUAUGGGAACAAAUGUAUAGAUUGUAAACAAUCCGUUCAGCAAAACUACGCCACGAGGUGUCAGAAGUGUGCGUACAAGAAAGGACUGUGUGCAAUAUGUGGAAACAUUGUGUUGGACACGUCUAGGUAUAAGCAGACUACCAAAUAACUCGUUCGUCCCUGCUCCAGUCUCAGUCACUCUGUAUGGCGUGUUGUAUCUUCCGGAAUCAUCACAAGUUGUACACUAUCAUCAUGGCCUGAGACAUGGGCUCUCACACUUAGCAUGGAAAGCAUGAACCUCUGGAAUCGAG
This is a messenger RNA of Kockovaella imperatae, 510 nucleotides long. RefSeq lists its product as hypothetical. The coding region runs from base 42 to 368 and encodes 108 amino acids. Gene Ontology annotation, biological process: cytoplasmic microtubule organization. Gene Ontology annotation, molecular function: microtubule binding. The record is from RefSeq and is a predicted model, not a curated record. The transcript has 4 exons. Lineage: Eukaryota; Fungi; Basidiomycota; Tremellomycetes; Tremellales; Cuniculitremaceae.